AUGUCAGAGCUGCGCCCACGCCCUGAGAAUCUAGAAGCAUAUCUUGCUCGGGGUCACCUUGCGUUCCGGCUGACUCCCAACCCCGAGGACGUACGCACUCCGAAGCUUGCACCCUGUACGUGCCCCUGCCCUGGGCACCCUCAAGGGCUCGACUGGGAUGAGAUAGUGGUCAGUCAUGCGCACCUACUAGCCGAUCUUCCCGCCUUUGCAUUUGCGGACGUCGAGGACUUUCGCACCCUGAAACGUCAUCGUGUGUUUGCAGUUACAAUCAAUCAGAGGACCUUGGUCUACAAGCCUGCAAUCAACAGUGCAUCGUUAAUCAAUGAGGUCGGAAUGCCGAAGCAGUUGGCCGUGUUGCCAAGUGGAGGUGCCCUUCGGGUUCCUAAGGUAGAAGGCAUCCUAGGUGCAGGGACAAUAUAUGCUGGGAUUCUUAUGACCCAUAUCCCUUCUACAGGUAUUCUGGAUGAGAUGAUCGGAACAGGUGUAGCAGUGAGUACUACCGAGCGCCAACAGUGGUACAAUCAGAUCUCAGACGCUCUUCGAAUUGUUCAUCGGAAUGGGUACUAUUGGGGGGACGCCCAUCCACGCAACGUUGUGAUUGAUGGCAAUCGUGAGGUUUAG
Messenger RNA from Aspergillus costaricaensis CBS 115574, 621 nucleotides. RefSeq lists its product as uncharacterized. The record is from RefSeq and is a predicted model, not a curated record. NCBI's taxonomy places the organism in Eukaryota, Fungi, Ascomycota, Eurotiomycetes, Eurotiales, Aspergillaceae. Bases 1 to 621 code for a protein of 206 amino acids. The transcript has a single exon.